AUGGCCGGUGGCCAAUCUCCCACCGGGUGUCCUGUGGCAGGAGGCCCGGCAGGGGCGGCCGCUGCCCACCCACAGCCCCCCUGCUAUGAAAGGGGCCGAGCGGGCGCGGGGCAGCAGCACAGGCAGAGCCACCACCAACAACACCACGGGGACCCUGGGCUGCUGCUGCUGCUCACCCUGGCCCUGCUUGUCCCCCACCAGGCUGCAGCCAGGAAGUGCGACCUGCAGGGCCUGUGGAGGAACCAGCUGGGCUCCAACAUGACCCUCUUGGCCCUGAACACAGCCGGCCCCUUCUCGGGCUUCUACCACACUGCUGUGACAGCCACCAACAAGCAGAUCCUGGGCUCACCCCUGCAAGGGGCCCAGCAGCACCCCGGUGCCAAGAGACACCCCACCUUCGGCUUCACCGUCUCUCAAACCCUGCCAGACUCCACCACAGCCUUUGUAGGCCAGUGCUUUGUGGAUCGCCGUGGCAAGGAGAGACUGGAAACCACAUGGCUCCUGUGGGAAGAGGUCCCAUCCCACAGGGACACCUGGAAAGCCACCAGGCUUGGCACCUCCAUCUUCACCCGCAUCAAGUGAUGGGAAAAGGGCCCAGAGCUGCCUGCAGCCUGCUGUGCUUCUGCAUCCCCAAGGCUCUCCACUGUAGCAGUCUCAGGCUGGGCUCCUGCCUGCUCCCAGCAUCCUGGGUGGGAAACACACCCUCACCUUGCCCUGCUUCUUCCCAGUGCCUCCCAGCAACGUGCUGCUGGGACUCCCCCUUCCCAAAGCUUGCUGCUCCCACACAUGGAGCCAAAUAAAGCCUUCUCCAGCUGGCAGAGAGC
This is a messenger RNA of Neopelma chrysocephalum (saffron-crested tyrant-manakin), 824 nucleotides long. RefSeq names its product avidin-like. Gene Ontology annotation, molecular function: biotin binding. The transcript is spliced from 4 exons. The record is from RefSeq and is a predicted model, not a curated record. Lineage: Eukaryota; Metazoa; Chordata; Aves; Passeriformes; Pipridae. Bases 1 to 582 code for a protein of 193 amino acids.